Molecule: messenger RNA, 1833 nt
Organism: Eimeria acervulina
Lineage: Eukaryota; Apicomplexa; Conoidasida; Eucoccidiorida; Eimeriidae
Exons: 6
Coding region: 1-1833 (610 amino acids)
Molecular function (GO): protein binding
Source: RefSeq, a predicted model, not a curated record
AUGAGCGCAGCAGUGAGCCGCCAAAACUCAAGGAAGCCACCCGGCCCUGGGGAGGCGGCGAGGGAAAGGGAGGACAAAAAGAACGGGAAGACGGAUGCACAAGAAAAAACAGGAGAUAGCAGAGCGGCCUCUCCAGCAGAAACCCCGAGAGAGAAUAAACCGAAGACAAAUGCUUCACCGUCACCUGCCGAGAAGCUCUCCCCUCGAACGCCUCGAAGAGGAAGCAGUAGCAUCACCGACGCCCCGAAGAGGAAACCAACAUACCUAGGAAGUGAAUUGAAGGGGCCUCCUCCUGCACCACUCUCUGCAUAUGACCAGAGAUUGCAAUUUGCUCUGAAACGGUUGUCUUUGUGGGACGCGGAGCCGGGAAAAGAGGAAGCGCGGGGCAGAAAUCACUUCAGGGCUCCCGCCAACGGCAGUUCUCCCCCCGAGUUCGUAGUCAGCUUAACUGCAAACUGGCCGGAUUGUCAGGCGCUCUGCAGCUUCAUGGUUGCAGACUUGGGCUCUAAAGUCGCCCUUUGGACCGUCGAGACCCCUACCACUCCCGCAUCAUUUCUUGUGUAUGACCCAAGGAGAAGAAGACUCGAAGAGGAGAAAGGGAGCGGAGAGCAGCCGCAAGCAGCGCUGGGCGUGUCUCUGACGCCAGCCCGCAUCAGGGACAUUAGAGGGGUUUUCGUGUUUGGGGGUCGUUCUCAUGAGGGGGAGAUUGUAGACGAUUGCUUUUUCUACAACGCGGCGAGCCGCAAGUGGUCAAAGGUGAAGUGUCAAGGAGAGAAACCGCCCAAGCGCUGCUUUCAUGCUGCAGCCUUCUCUGCCAAGACCCAGUCACUUUAUGUUUUUGGGGGUCAAGGAGAGGACGGAAAAGCUCUGGCGGGAACUUGGAAAUUAGCAGGGGGAAAGGAGUGGAAGCUGCUUGGAAAUCAGGACGAUCCACCUCCCAGGACGCAUCACACCCUGAGCCUUGUUGAGGGGGCCACUACGGGAGAGAAUCUGGUGCAGUUUGGGGGGUUAGUGGAUGGAGCAGACACUAAUGACCUUUGGAUUUUGCCGCUCGGCUCUAAGAAGCCAACAUGGCACUGCAUAGGAGAUGCGUCAGGAACACCGCCUGCAAAGCGCCACGGGCAUUCGGCUACUGUUGCAGGUCCUCGUUGCUUUAUUUUCGGUGGACUUGGAAAGCACUGGCUGGGAUGGGAAGUUUCAUACUUCGAUAUGAAUGCAUUCGACAUUGAAGUGUCUAGUUGGUUUUCCGUUAAUUUGCUUUCUCCCUUCGCCAACCUGCCUUCUCACAGCCUUGCAGUGGCCACGGGAGAUCCAAGCACAAUGCUGCACGUCUUUGCGUCGGGGGAGAAGAGUUGGAAAGACGGUGCCAUUUAUCGUUUGGCUGCUGUGUGCAGCACUUUAGAUAUGUCGACCUUUGCUCAGGGCCUCCGCCUGGCGAAAGUGGUUUCAGCAGAUAACAGGAAGCGACAAGAGGAGCUGCGGCUGGCAGUAGACGAGCUGGUAUCCUCUGCAAAAGAGAAAGAAAGCGUAGUUCAUUCUCACACCAACCAAACAAACGAACUGGAGGGAGAGUGGGAAUCGCUCCUCCGCCGUAUCAGCGACACCCACAGUGAUCUCCUGAAAAAGGUAAUAGAGGCGCAGGAGUUGGAAGCCAAGACAGCGACAAUUGUCUCCGAGGCAGCAACAAGAGAGGCAGAAGCUUCUCAGAGAUGCGACGAACUGCAGCGGCAACUAGAAUAUUUUCAACUCAGACUGGAUGAAGUUGAACAGCUCUCGGGAGCUGCAUCAUCUCGGCAGCAGUCUUCAGAUGCUGACGCACAAGAAGACCAAUAG